Messenger RNA from Exaiptasia diaphana, 1843 nucleotides. RefSeq lists its product as uncharacterized. The record is from RefSeq and is a predicted model, not a curated record. Lineage: Eukaryota; Metazoa; Cnidaria; Anthozoa; Actiniaria; Aiptasiidae. Bases 1 to 948 code for a protein of 315 amino acids. The transcript has 3 exons.
AUGACAAGUAAACCAGUUCUUGUGAUUUUGACGUUCUUUUUGGCUUUCACAUCUKCACAAUCCUUGGAAUAUCUCAACAACGAAGGUGGAGUCCAUUUUGGGAACUUUAGCGAAAGUGCAAGUGGGACAAUUUUCUCUAAACCCGGCAGUCUUUUAUCUAAACUAACAACCAAGAGCACUAAAGAAUGCUGCUUCAAGUGCGUACAAAACAAGGAAUGCUUAUCGGUGAAUACCAUUGCUUUGGAUCAAUCGCGAUAUCAAUGUGAGCUUCUUAACUGGGCAGGGACGGGAUUUGAGAGCCAACUUGUACCAAAAGCCAAAUCCAAGUUUAUGCAGCUGCAGACUACUUGUUCAUCGAACCCUUGUCAAAAUGGCGGACAAUGUACCGUGAAAGAUGGAGGAACAAACUACACCUGUACUUGUACUAAUCACACUGGAAGAAACUGCGAACUAGAAAUAAAUUGCGUACUAUUUGACUUUGAAUCUGGAAACCUCGACGGUUGGACCCUGACAGGAACAGCAUUCACACAUCAGCCAACCUAUGGAGAUAAUGCACUUAUACGAAACCAGAGAACAUCAAACCUCAAAGGAGACUGGUACAUAGGAACAUACGAGAAAAGACCCAGUCUUUCUGAUCCAUAUGCAAUACAAGGUAAUGGACCUACUGGUACUGCGACCUCUCCGCCUUUUGUAAUCAGAGGGAAAAAAUUAAGUUUUCUAAUGGCUGGGGGCGCCGGAGGCAGUCGCGGCCGUUUCGAGUUGCUUAUCAGCGGAUCAGUCGUCAGAACUGAAACCAACACAGCAAGCGCCAAUGCCAUGACUCAAAGAGAGUUCGAUGUGUCAUCUGUCAGAGGACAGGAAGCCCAAGUUCGAAUCGUCGAUGGUUCGUCAGGCUAUUGGGGUAUGAUCAAUGUUGACCACAUCGAGGACAGUUAUUGCACCGAUUAAUAAAUUUUACUUUUUUACAAUUCACGAUUUCCAAAAAUUCUGCGAUAUGUGGUCGCCGACCAAGGUACUGGGAACUCAGCACAAACUUUUGAUGGUGUCUUACAAGAGUGUUUUGUUAUAAAUAACAUACGAAUACAUCUUUCAAACUUUAACACUGUCAUACAUCUGUUAAAUACGACAUUCGUGGUGAUUUUUAGAUGGAAAGACUUGGRGGUCUCGUUUCCAUGAUUUGCCACUAGUCCCUCGAUAUUGACGGUCGUGAACGACUGCCAUUUUUGAAAGUCGUGAAUAGUCUCGUUCAUGUUCAAAGGUUACCAUGUUUUUGCAUUGAAUAGAGAGGACCAGUGAGCAUGCGCCUAGACAGGGGAGUGAUGAGAGUGUUCCAGCUGUUGAAUCCUCCGGAAAUGUAAUACGACUCUAUUGAUUUGGCGAAUUAAGUCUUAUAUUUCAAAGAAUUCGUCUUGUAAGGAAGUGGGAUUCUCUGGAGCCCCCUUGAACCCCCGCGCACGCCGCUUUUAGAGAGCAAUUGCUGAAAGUGUGUCAGUCAUUUAAGGCAAGCUUCCUAUAGAGACCCUCCUUCUAAUGCAAAGACACGCCUACCUUUAUGCAUCGCAUGGAGAGCAGGUGAGGAGACAAUAAUAUAGUCAGGUAUCACAAUUAUAUGUUAUAAUGGACGUAGGUUGUUUUAUGCAUGGAAAACAAGAUAAAUAAAUUUAAACACUUUUUAACAUCGUAAAAAUACGUAGAUGAAAUGACUUACUGGCGUUUCGGAUUUUAAUUCUUAGUCGGCGUAAAGUGAACUCAGGCAUGUUAAGGCUUGACUAAGCAUUGAAACGAGGCUGUACUUUAUCGUGUUAUAACACAAAGGGUUUUCAAGCAAUUGUAGUGAAACUUU